CGCAAAAAUAAGAAUCUAAUUAAUUUAAAUAAUUAAAGAUUGGCAAAACAUUAACAUUUCUAAGCUAAGUCAGUUGUGUUAUGAUGCUAGGUUUGAUUAAUGGGUGAACUUAACAAUUCAUUGAGGCUCUUGUUGCUCUCUCUCUCUCAAUCGCACAGGAAAAGUGGAGCAGUAGAAGAAAACGAUACACGCGCCAUUUAUUAGAUGUCAGCGUCAUUGAGCGGGAAAUCGCUGCCUGGAGCAAUGGUGAAGACAAGGAAACAGGAUGGAUUUGUCAGAGUGAGGAAAAGAGAUUUAGAGAAGUUAACCACAGAAGUCAUGCAACUGAGGGAGUUCCUGCCCAAAGUACUGAACAAGGACCUGAUUGAAAUGCUGCACAAAGCCCGAGCAGCUCAGACAAUGAAGGACCAUCUUGUGCAGGACCAGGAGCGGUUGCGACAGGGAUGUCUACACCUUCAGUCCUGUCUGGAAACAGUACAAUCUGAAUGCCAGAAAGAGAGGGAGGAGAAGUUGCUGUUGCGUGAGCAGCUAUGGCAGAGCGGAACAGAGCUGCAGCAGCAGGCGGACUUCUGCUCUGGUUUGGGAUCUGCAGCCUGCAGUCUGCUGUGGAGCAGCUCUGCCAGGGAGAAUACAGUCACACACUGGCUGGCUGAUGGGAAGCUGGAGCCUUUCCUGGCAGUAGCUGUUCAGACUCUUGAGAGCUUUGUCAGGUCUCUGGAUGAGGAAGUGAAAACUCAAGCUGAGGACCACAACUCCAAGGAGCACCAGUUUGUGCUGGCUCUGGCUGGAACCAUUACUAACAUAGCAGCAGUAACAUGUGGGCGGGACUUCCUGUCCAGCUCGGCUCAUGACGUAUUGGACACUCUGGUGAAGCUUCUGCAGCUGAUGAAGCCUGGUGUCUUCCCCAAACUGAAAGUGUACGUGGAGCAAUGGUUGAUGCUGAUGGCUCUGUAUAAUAUCAGCAUCAAUGUUAAAGGACUGAAGUACAUUAGUGAGAACCCUGGACUCCUGCCUCUUAUCUGGAAGCUGCUAGAUGAUGGAGACUGGGAAGUGUGCCUCCACUCUCUGCGCCUCCUGCAGUCGAUGUUGUUGGAAGAGGAGGUGCCCAUCCUGCUGGGCUCUUCUCUGCUGAAUCCAGAUCUCAAGUCUCGUGUCAGUCAGCUCACCUCCAUGGUGCAGCCCAGCCUGAGACUGACUGCCCAGCAGACUCUGGAGGAUCUACAGGCCCUCCAACAGGGUAAGGGAUGUAAACAGAACAGCCUCUGAUGUGGAUUCAAUAUCUUCAGUCCAGUUCUCCUCCUGUGUUAAUUUUCCUUCAUGUCACAAUAGAUCUGUGUUUGUGCUGCUGUUAGCACUUUGUGUGCAAAGUGAGAAGAAAAUGUAGAGAUGAAAGUUUUCAAAGUUAAACCUAUAUAACAAAGUAAAUUAACAGCAUUUUGGAGCUAAACCUCCUUAACUUGCGCUGUUCACUGUUUGUUCACGACUGCCCUUAAUUUUGCUAUCUAUUUAAUAUGAAUAUGACAAUACAGGUUUGUACAAGACACAUUAAAGAUGUUUGCACAUUUUCA
This is a messenger RNA of Scatophagus argus, 1568 nucleotides long. Its product is annotated as heat shock transcription factor 2 binding protein. The record is from RefSeq and is a predicted model, not a curated record. The coding region runs from base 205 to 1266 and encodes 353 amino acids. The transcript has 9 exons. NCBI's taxonomy places the organism in Eukaryota, Metazoa, Chordata, Actinopteri, Scatophagidae. Gene Ontology annotation, cellular component: cytosol.